This is a messenger RNA of Cucurbita maxima (winter squash), 4620 nucleotides long. RefSeq lists its product as uncharacterized. Gene Ontology annotation, biological process: protein phosphorylation; signal transduction. NCBI's taxonomy places the organism in Eukaryota, Viridiplantae, Streptophyta, Magnoliopsida, Cucurbitales, Cucurbitaceae. Gene Ontology annotation, cellular component: cytoplasm. The transcript has 10 exons. The coding region runs from base 403 to 4296 and encodes 1297 amino acids. Gene Ontology annotation, molecular function: protein binding; protein kinase activity; ATP binding. The record is from RefSeq and is a predicted model, not a curated record.
AAGUCGAGGCUUCGAGCGUGGGAGGAUAAAGUACAAAGGCGCACACUGUCGUGAACUCAGACCAGACCUUCUUGAUUUGCAGACAAAUUCAAAUCUCACAGUCCAUUGUUGCUUUGGGAUCUGCAUGCUGGUUGAUAGCUAGAGUUGAAGAAUCGAGUCUAUUUUAUGUGCAUUCCAGGCGAUAAAGGAGACGCCUGAUGCUAUGCAAACUAAGCUAGCGUUGGCAAACUUCGGUUUUCAGUUGAGGGCUGAGCUUUCCAUUGUUGGGCAAUAUUACCAUCUUCAAGAUGAUCAACUGAACCUGAAGCUAUCUGUGACUUCAAGUGCAUGCUUUUGCUGAUACUGCAGUCUCUCUUAUUCAUGGGAUUUUCAGUCGAGUUUGUGCCCAUCAGGUAUACCUAGAUGGACAGAAAUGUGAAAAGAGGUACCAUAGAUCAACAUAGCAAUUAUGAACAAGUUCGACAUACUAAUUUGGAAGCAAGAAAUCAGGGACUUGGGUCGACAAUUCAAAGAUCUUUCCAUGAUCCAUCAAGCAACAUCAGCACCAACAUUCGACCCCCUGAAUAUAAUAUGCCAGUUGGAGCUAGUCCUGUCCACAACUACUCCAUUCAAACUGGCGAGGAAUUUGCACUUGAAUUUAUGCGGGAAAGGGUGAAUGCCAAGCAUCAAUUUAUUCCCACCAAUAGUCCUGACCCAGGUGUUACAACUGGGUACAUGGAUUUAAAAGGCAUUGUAGGACUUCCCCAUCCAAGUUCCGAGAGUGGAUCUAGCAUUCCCAUGCUCAACCCUGUAGAAAAAGAUCAUGUUCAACAUUUUGAAAGAGGGGGCUUUUCACAUGAAGAAAAGAAUAUAUAUAGUUCAAGGAGGUUUGUACCAAGAGCCUCAUCAAGAAAUGAUGUCAUUCCACUUCAUGGUUCUACAUCUUCAGGAGCAUCUGAUAGCUCAUCAAGAAAGGUGAAAUUCAUGUGCAGUUUUGGUGGUAAAGUCAUGCCUCGCCCUAGUGAUGGAAAACUUAGGUAUGUUGGAGGGGAAACACGUAUUAUCCGUAUAACCAAGGAUAUUUCUUGGUUGAAUCUGCUGCAGAAAACAUCAACAAUUUACGAUCAAGUUCAAACUAUUAAAUAUCAGUUACCUGGUGAGGAUCUUGAUGCAUUGGUUUCUGUAUCUUGUGAUGAGGACUUGCAAAACAUGAUGGAGGAAUGUAAUGUAACAGAAUAUGGGGGCUCAACAAAGCCAAGAAUGUUCUUGUUUUCUAUUUCUGAUUUGGAGGAUGCUCAAAUUGGUGUCAGAAGUGCAGAGGGUGAUACAGAGUUUGAAUAUGUAGUAGCUGUAAAUGGUAUGGACCUCAGUUCAAGAAGGAACUCCACGCCCUUGGCCAAUACUUCAGGAAACAAUUUAGAUGAGUUGCUUGCCCUUAACGUUGGAUCAGAGAGUGGUCAAGUUGCUCCAGAAUUGUCUGACAACAUCAAAUCAUCUCUGACCAUUUCUGCACCUUCAUUUUCUCCGUCCUCUCAAACCAGUUGGACCAAUUCAUCUAGUGGUUUCAAGCCCAAUUUGCAGCAAUUGUCAGGACAAAAGUUGCAGCAAGGUGAUUUUGGGCCUCCCCAACUCUCUUCUUUCCGCCCCAUGCAAAGUUUAUCUGAAAAUGUUGGAAAGACUUCAAUUCCUUCAUCCAUUCAGGCACAACGUGAGUACGUUCUUAUUAACAAUGCAGCACCUGUAGAGAAUAUAUCUUCAAUUCCCAGCAAAGGACAUGUGAAUCAACAGGGUGGCUUGGCUACAGACAAUCCAGUCAGUGGUUUUCACACACAAGAUUCAGAUGCAUCGUUAAAGGAGGGUAAAAUUACAGAGAUUCCAAAUUUGAAGCUGAAUGAACCUGAUAAAAUUCAAUCAUUGGAAAAGGAGGCAUCAUUUAAGGAUGCACAAAUUAAAAGGCAAGGCUCUCUCCAUAAGAUCGAUGAAACUAAUGAAAGCGAAAAUUUUGAACAUGAAUACUUGGUUUCUUCAAACCUAAAUGAUGCUUCUGUUUUGAGCUAUAACUCAAAAGGAGUGCAGGUAAUUAAUUUAGACACAGAUGUCGGAUCGAGUUUCCUGCUUUCAAAAAGCAACAAGAAGCAUCAAGAUCCUGCUCAAGAAUCAGUACCCCUAGAAGUGAGUAAUGAAGGAAACAAUAGAACUGAAGGUGAUAAAUUUUCAUAUGAUGAACUUCCAACUUCUGGUUUUGGUGCCUCUGAGACUGAUGAAACAGGGUUUAGUUACCAUGAACCCAUUUUACCUCCACGUGUUUUUCACUCUGAAAGGAUUCCAAGGGAGCAGGCUGAAUUGAACCGUUUAUCCAAAUCUGAUGAUUCCUUUGGCUCUCAGUUUCUUAGAACUCAGGAUAACUCCAAUUUUUCUCAGACAAUUAUUGAAUCAGCUGAAACAUUGCUGGAUGGGAAUGCGACUCUGAAGCCUGAGCAAUCUGUUUCAUCUUCAAAGGUACCACGUGGAAAUAGUCAUGCUGUAGAAGAUGGAUUGGAGGCAUUUGAAAAGUACAAAACAAUAGCAGAUACCAGUAAUAAAAUGAUGAAUAUUUCAGGUGAGCAUGAUGGGUCUGAGGUCAGUGAUAUGUCCAAUAUUAGAAGUCCUUCUGCCAAUAGGAAGGAAGCAGGAGGUUUGGCUCAUCUUAGGGCAAGUGAAGAAGUUUCUGACAAGUGUAAGGAGGAAUCUCUUAUGGGACCCCUGGAGUCAGGCUGGAUUGACGGAAGUACACAUAAGAACCAAGGAAAUGAAACUCAAGAGCAAACAGAGCCUUCAUCAUUAGCAGAGAACCCUGGUAAAACUGUUACUGAAGUAGAAUCUGGAGUUGGUAUUAACACUCCAGAGCAUGGGGACAUUCUUAUUGAUAUUAAUGACCGCUUUCCACGUGAUUUCCUUUCUGAUAUAUUCUCAAAGGCCAGAAACUUUGAAAGCAUUUCUGGCAUCAAUCCAUUGCAUGUUAAUGGGGCUGGCUUGAGCUUGAACGUGGAGAAUCAUGAGCCUAAGCGUUGGUCAUACUUUAGAAACUUGGCUCAGGAGGAGUUUGUUGAAAGGGAUGCUUCUCUUAUGGAUGAUGACCACCUGGGCUUCUCUUCCUCACUUGCAAAUUCAGAUGUAGGUGCGAAUUAUCACAGAGAUUCUCAUAUCAAUUUUGGUGACAACAUUCAGCAGGAAUCCUGUCUGCUCACUGGACCCAGCUCUACAAAUCCAUAUACAGAUUAUGUUUCUUCAAAGCUUAAGGGCGAUGACAGCAUACAGUUGGAUGAUCCUAGCGCUGAAGCCCAACACACUAUAGGCCAACAUGCUGAGAAUGUGGAUGCAAAAUUGGAUAUCCAAGAUAUUGGUGUACCUCUGGCUGAUAUUUAUCUUGAAGAAUUUGAUAUCAGUACGUUGCAGAUAAUUAACAAUGAAGAUCUUGAAGAGCAACGAGAACUGGGUUCUGGCACAUUUGGUACAGUGUAUCAUGGGAAGUGGCGAGGAUCAGAUGUAGCAAUUAAACGGAUAAAAAAAAGUUGUUUCACCUGUAGGUCGUCAGAGCAAGAAAGAUUGACUGUAGAAUUUUGGCGUGAAGCUGAGAUUCUUUCAAAGCUUCAUCAUCCAAAUGUGGUGGCCUUUUAUGGUGUGGUGCAGGAUGGGCCAGGUGGGACGUUGGCCACAGUGACUGAGUUCAUGGUCAAUGGCUCCUUACGGAAUGUUUUACUUAGCAAAGACCGGUACCUGGAUCGACGCAAGAGGCUUAUUAUUGCAAUGGAUGCAGCGUUUGGAAUGGAAUAUCUGCAUUCAAAGAAUAUUGUGCACUUUGAUUUGAAAUGUGACAACUUGCUUGUCAAUUUGAAAGAUCCUUUACGGCCAAUUUGCAAGGUUGGAGAUUUUGGCUUGUCAAAAAUAAAAAGAAACACAUUAGUUACUGGCGGUGUCAGAGGGACCCUUCCAUGGAUGGCUCCUGAACUACUUAACGGUAGCAGCAGCAAGGUUUCUGAAAAGGUUGACGUAUUCUCAUUUGGUAUUGUCCUGUGGGAGAUCCUCACUGGCGAGGAGCCUUAUGCAAAUAUGCACUAUGGAGCAAUCAUAGGAGGCAUAGUGAACAACACAUUGAGACCACCGGUACCAAACUUCUGUGACCCCGACUGGAGAUUGCUGAUGGAACAGUGUUGGUCGCCUGACCCAGUAGCCCGGCCAUCUUUCACAGACAUAGCGAGGCGAUUGCGUGUGAUGUCUACGGUUACCCAGACAAAAGCACCACAUGGUCAUCAACCACAGAAUCAGGCACCCAAGUAAAUUUCCUUGACAAUUUUACCCUAAUUUGUUUUGCUUCCUGAGUUAGCAGGGUAAGACGAGUCGUUUACCUGGAUGUAGUCAGUUACUUAAGUAUAAGUCGAGUGUAUUACAUAGCAAUAUAUGAAUAAGGGGCUGCCUCUGGAUAGACGGAAUUGUAGGUUGGUUUAAGAUAUCAUCAUCAAUAGCGAGAUUGUGGGUUGUGCGAUACCUGAGGAUUUGAUUUAUAUGUUAAGUCAAUUUAUUUAUGACCACAGUGAACAUAUACAAAAGAAAAUAUUGGUUGUUUACCAGCCAAUUGAAGUGCCUAUUGAGUUUUUGUUUGUA